AUGACUAAUUUGUAUCAAACGUUUUUGUGGCCAAAAAUGAUGUCCGAAAAGAAACUCAAGAAAUUGGUCCACAAGAAUGGCGUCCAUAAGUUGGCGUACGAUAUGUUUGUUGAGGACAGGAAAGCGGGUCCAGUGCUCAUCACAUUGAAACCGGAGCCACAGAUUGAGAUGACAAAGAGUGAAUUCUUUUGGCUGAUCCGAAAGGGACCCAAAACUACCUCUUCUAUUGAAUCCGAUCGAGUGAUGGACUCGUACUUCAAUUGGCAUUUAUAUCACAUUGAAAAUGGACACAAAGUUUGA
Messenger RNA from Medioppia subpectinata, 300 nucleotides. Lineage: Eukaryota; Metazoa; Arthropoda; Arachnida; Sarcoptiformes; Oppiidae. The record is from the annotation of a GenBank genome assembly.